Messenger RNA from Westerdykella ornata, 1946 nucleotides. RefSeq lists its product as uncharacterized. The record is from RefSeq and is a predicted model, not a curated record. The transcript is spliced from 2 exons. Gene Ontology annotation, molecular function: protein dimerization activity. NCBI's taxonomy places the organism in Eukaryota, Fungi, Ascomycota, Dothideomycetes, Pleosporales, Sporormiaceae. Bases 223 to 1524 code for a protein of 433 amino acids.
GCUCAACCAGAGCACUGAAAGCACGCACGCGGACGAGGACGUGAAGCACGAGCACUUAUAUCGUACAAUGACGCCCGCAGUUCCCCUCCUCGACACUCUCCCCAUUACCCCUCCCCCUCCCUGGAGCCAGGCGCUACAGGAGUUCUGGCUAUUCGACAAGUUAUAUCUGAUUGACCCCUGAUUCACUGCUAUAUCUGAUUCCUGAGCACCCACGUGUCCACCAUGGCUCCUCGUCGCGAGUCCCGCAAGAAGACGGAGGGCGCAGGGUACCUGCCCACGCCGGCGUCUUCGACCCUCAUGGAAGGGAAGACCGGUUCCUUGAAGGGGCUCGACAAUAGCCUGGAGCUUCCUCCCGCUGCAUUGGACCCCGAGAGCAGUGCGAGCAGUACCGUAUCCUCCAUUUCCCGCUCCUCGGAUUCGACAUGGAACCCACCUUCUCCGGAGUCUCCAAAGGCAAAGACGGUGAAGGGUCUAGCACCUCGCAAGAAGCCCAAUUCCGCUCGAAACAUGGAAGAUUCUGAUGACGAUGACGAAUUCCUGCCACAGCCCCCGACCCGCCAGCCAAAGAUCAUUCAGACGGAUCCCCAGAGAUUCCAACAUGGCCCCAAGGGAUCGAAUGGCUCACCACGUACGGGCACCAAAAGGAAGCACGAUGGGACUACUGCUCAGAGCCGCCUGGUGUCACGAAAGACGUCGCAUAGGGAGAUUGAGAAAAAGAGAAGAGGAAGGAUCAACAAUCUUUUGGAUCAGAUGAAAGACAUGAUUCCCACGUGCCGGGGCCCAAAGGGCGUGGGCAUGCACAAGGAAGCCGUUCUUGAGGCAUGCAUCAAGGAGAUGACAUAUCUGAAACAGGUCAAUGAGCACUUGAAGCGUGAUCUCCGGUCGCUCAGGGCUUCGAAUGCGCAUGUCGCGGACACGCUGGAAGAUCGCGAUCUCAAGCACCCAGAAGCGGAUAACGAGGAUGAAGAGGACGACGAGGAAGAUGAAGAAAUGAGAGAGUUCGAGCCACAAACACUAGCCAGCCCGUGGUCGAUGCCUGGCCGUUCCAGGGAGAGCAUGGCGUCCGCUGCCUCAACGCACAUGUCGCCCAAGACAUAUGCGAAAGAUAGCAGCUCGACGCCUGCCUCUCCGAACUUUUCAGCAAUUUGCCAUCCUGCAACCAGCCUUCAGUCCUCGGUUUCUCCGGUCGCGGCGCCCACUUCUGCAGAUUUGGCUCAUCAAGAUGGGCAUACACCAUUGUCCUCCGCUCUACGACCUUUCCACACAUCUCCCUCCUGGGCUGGUCCCAUAUCCACUUUCAGCGGCUGUUCGGCAUUCACGCCCUCCACACCGGCGCCGCAAUCGCUUCAGGAGGACCACCAGAUAGCCACAGAAGCCCUGCUACGGCUGCACUCUGAUCCGCGAAAAUGGGACGACUCUGCCACCACCAACCUCCCGCCACAGAACACAGUAGCAUUGGCAUCCCCCGCUGGAGAGCGCGGUCCCCGGGGCCUCACAAUCGCGGACUUGCUCUCAAGGAAUUGAGCGCGACAUACCAAGGUUUGCCGGUUUUCGGCAAUCUGGAAUUGCUUCCACCAUAUUUCAUCGAAAAUGGCCCGGCAUUCGAGAGUUCUGGUGAUGAUGAUGAUGAUGUGGUAAUGCGCUCAUUGCAUUGGAGGUGAUCUGCUUAUUCUGCGUUCCGGCUUGGGAAAAUGUGCAAAACCUAAAUCGUAGGGGAGUGGUAUCGGAUGUCGGCAUGUCCGCAACGACACGCUUCAAGUCGCGUUGGUUUUACUACUUUGCUUCAAUUGCAAGCUAUGCUGAACGGCAAUUGUGCUUGUUAUGACCAACUGAGCAUGUUAAAAAAGCUGGCCUUGUUUACCGGCUGCUCUGCUACAUGCAUGGUAUUUACGCAUAUAAUGAAUAUAGUUUGGCCGUCUCAGAGACUGCCAAAUAAAAUAGCGUUG